This is a messenger RNA of Blepharisma stoltei, 2183 nucleotides long. The record is from the annotation of a GenBank genome assembly. Lineage: Eukaryota; Ciliophora; Heterotrichea; Heterotrichida; Blepharismidae.
AUGGAAAAUUCACAACAACAGAAAUUACAAAAAAAGGCAUAUCAGCUUGCUUUGAAGAAAAAUUUGCAUAGAAAGAACAUAAAUUCUGAGAUGAAUUUCAAUUUGCUAAAAUGCCGGAAUAAAGUAGGUUUAAAAGACUUAAAAGAAAACUAUGAUGACUCAAAUAUUUUUAAACCUUAUUAAAUCAAUUUUUUGAAUAAUUAGAGCAUAAAGCCUUCAUUUUACAUAAAAUUAAGAAUUUUAUCUUAAAAUUAGGUAACCAAAUUUUAAAACAAUAGUAUAUAGCCUAUACCCCUAUAUAGAUUUCUUUAUCGAGAAAAAUGCAAUGGACAGUUGAAUGAUGAAGCCAGACUCUAUCAAAGGGACGAGCUAGAUCUCUAUAACAGGAAGGCAUGGCAAAAACUGAAUGACAAGUGUCAACUGAAUUAGCAAGCAAGCGCGACAAUUUUUAAAAAUGACUUUAUUAUAAAAAAUUAAUUUUAAAUUAAAGAUACCUCCUAGACUAUGCUGAUAAGUAUCUUACAUAUUUUUUCCUUCUUUUUUAAGACACUAAAAUAAAAUUAUAAUCUCUUCCUUAAUACAAAAUAUAACUCUAACUUUAAUAUUACUUUCCUAUGAAAUUUUAAAAAAUCAAACUUUUUAUAGACGAUUUCAAUUUCAAUAGAAACAUAAUUAUUACUCUCAUAGUGUUCUCUAAAGGUUUAAAGAGUCAUAGUGAUCUUAAAAAAGUUUUUGUCGUGUUUUAUAGCUUUUUAAUUGAAUUUGAAAAAGCCAAAUUUUAAAUAGACGAUUUUCGAUAAAAAUUGCAAAAUAAGAAUUAAUCUAUUAGUUCUCUUUACUGUCUUUGCAGGCCAUAGCGACUCUUAAUUUUAAGUGACAUAAAAUUUCCUAUAUCAGGUAACCAUCUUUAAUAUGGAUUUUGUAUUGAAUUUAAAAAAAAAAAAUUAAUAGGCAAUUUUCGAUAAAGAUUGCAACAGAAGCAUUACUCCAUUAGUUCUCUUUACUGCCUUUAUAGGUCGCAGCGAUUCUUAAUUUUCAUUGACAUAAAAUUCCUUAUGAUGCAAUACCAUCUUUAUAUGAUUUUUGUAUUGUACUUCAAAAAUCAAAUUUUAAUAGAUAGUUUUCAAAUAUAAUUGGAACAUAAGCAUCUCUCUAUAGUUAUCUCUAUAGCCUUUAAAGGUCGUGGCGACUCUGGAAAAAUAACUUAUCGAUAUCUAAUUCUUAAAAUUUAAUAAUAUUUAAUUCGAUAGAAAAUAGGAAAAAAUAAGUAAGAUACUUUUCAGCGUAGUCUAAAAGGUGUCUUUAAUUUAAAAUUAAUUUUUUAUAAUAAAUCCAUUUUAAAAAUUGGUGCGUUUGCUUGCCAAUUUUGUUCGCACUUGUCAACAAUUUUUGGCAUGUCACUUUUUAUCCCUUCCUGCUAUAGAGAUCCAGCUCGUCCUUUGAUAAAAUCUGACUUGGUCUUUCAACCGUCCAUUGCAUUAUUUCAAUAAAGAAAUUUAUAUAGGAGCACAGACUAUAAAACAUAUUCAGGAAUUUCAAGCCCAAAAUGCUAUAAUGAAGAAAAUUUAGGAAAUGCGCUUAAAAAGCCUCUAAAAAGACAGUCUACAGCAUACUCAGGGCUAGAGAAAAUAUAUAAAAAAGAAAUUUCACUUCUAGAAAGUGUAGGACUACCACAAGAAGUUGGUUACAAACCAGAAAUAAUUGGAUUCAGCAAAAGGAUGGAAAGGAAAAAAAGCUUGACUAUAUCUGAUUUUUGAGGAGAAAAAAAUACAAAAGAGCUUCUGUCAUAUGAGCAUAUGAAAGAUGCAGCCAAUGUUAUUAAAUUUAAAAGAUACAAAGCCGAAGUUUCAGCAAAAUCCUCAUUAACAACCCCAGCAAAUCCUAAGAAAAUGGACGAUAAUACAGCUCUACGAAUUUUUAUCCAAGCAAAUUCACCAAAAUUUAGCCUUUCCAGAACAGAAAUUCUUAAAUCAGAUACACCGAAAUUUACUGCUAGGAGUUAUAAAGAAAUUAAAAGGGCAGAUGAAUUACAAAUUUUAAAUGAUAUAAUGAAAGAAUGCGACGAUCUAUAUAUGGAGAACAAAAAAACACUAAAUGCAUUGAAAAGAAGAGGGAGCUUUCCAAGGGGAAAACUCUCCCCUAAAAACCAAGAUAAAAUCAGUCAUCAUAAAAUUUGGCAAUAA